This is a messenger RNA of Canariomyces notabilis, 3258 nucleotides long. Its product is annotated as RIC1-domain-containing protein. Lineage: Eukaryota; Fungi; Ascomycota; Sordariomycetes; Sordariales; Chaetomiaceae. Gene Ontology annotation, biological process: intracellular protein transport; retrograde transport, endosome to Golgi. Gene Ontology annotation, molecular function: protein binding. Gene Ontology annotation, cellular component: Golgi membrane; cytosol; Ric1-Rgp1 guanyl-nucleotide exchange factor complex. The coding region runs from base 1 to 3258 and encodes 1085 amino acids. The transcript is spliced from 3 exons. The record is from RefSeq and is a predicted model, not a curated record.
AUGUACUGGCCGCUUGGGACACCACGGAUCUAUGCGACAAGCAGCACGCGCCAACCGAGCUCCCGCCAGCUAGUUUCUUACGAUGGCCUCACCCCUCCAGCCGGCGGCCCCAACCACCCCCUCCUGUCCCCGACUUCUGCCGUUUCCCCGGACGAGCCUACCUCGCUCGUCCCGCCGCUAACACCGGCAACUCCUCUGACUCCUGGAAUCAAGCCCGUCGAGUACAGCUAUCCCGAAGAUGCGACCCUCGAGCCUUCCUCCGGGCCUAUUCCACCGAGCUUCGCCCUCAACGACCCCAUCCUUGCGCUCCGCGUGGCCCGUGCUGGCCAAAUAUUCGCUGUUAUAACAGCAACCUCCAUAACCGUUUGGCAGACAAAGCCCACUGUUGUUCUCGCCGUCGUCGUUCGCUCCGAAGCCUCCCUCAAAUCAUACGGCAACAAUAUCAACCUGCUGCUACGGCCAGAUGCGGCCAUCCUUGUCGUGCAUACGAGCUUGGGUUAUCUUAUAACAUACACUCUCGCCACCGAUGCCGAGUCCCGCGUGUACCGACCACACUUCGCCAACCAUACCAACGUCCAGAGGAGACGGCAGAGCCAUGUUGGAGAUCCCGGUCACGCCGCUCCUGACCAGAUCCUCUGGGGCCCCGGUGAAGGGGGCGGAGUGAGGGAUGUCAGCGUUCGCUUCCGAAUGGUGAUCAAGGUGGAUGCGGGGAUUGAAUGCGCCUUGGCUCUGGACGACGAAUUGGUCGUAGCGACACGGAAACCCGCUGCUGUCCAAUGCAUCCGUUGGUCCCCCGACAGGUCUGGGAGCCAGACAAGCACCGAGCUGCUAAGCCGGAUGAAUUGGCUGGAGAAGAAGGUGACGGUCAAGGAAAUGACGCACGACAGGCCAAUGAGUCUAUCAACAUGGAUCACGAGCGACGGGAGAGCCUACGCGGUGCAGCGACUGGGCCCUGGUCAACAAGAGCCCGACGCCGGCUCCAGCGAGCCACCUGAUCCCAGAAAGCUAUUCAAGGGCUACUGCUUCCAUGUUCCUCAACACAACCAAGAUCAUGCUGUUCGCUGUGUGAUCAACGCCCGUUUCUCUCUGAUCGCAGUUGGCUGCGCCAAUGGCAGCAUCCACGUCUAUUCGGCACGGGACUAUUCGGGCAACAUUCCUGCCUCCCACAGCCACAACUUAGCGGUAUCAUCAGCCGUCUCGGGAAAACUCACGUCGCUCAGCUACUCCCCAGACGGCUACUGCCUCUUUGCUGGGUUUGAGAAGGGCUGGGCAAUGUGGAGUGUCUAUGGGAAGCCACUGAGCAACUCGUUCCAUGCCGAUCAUGCAAUUGCCGCUGCAAACGGGGAGCAAUGGCUGUCGGGCGUGCUCGACGCCGCUUGGAUCGCAGGGGCUUGCGACCUGCUGCUCAUCAGCAGAGCCCACGAGGCGGUGUGGCUUUUGGAGAUGGCCCGGAGCGCGGUAACUGGGUGUUACAACCCGGCCAAUCUGUUUCGAACCGUGCUCCAGACCACUUCGAGCGUCAUGGUGUAUAGGGGUUACGACUUGCCUGAUCUGACGUCGAUAUCGGCUGAGCCCUCUGUCUGGCACACAACUAGAGUUCCCGCCGUGUACCUUCUCAACCAGUGGCCGAUAAGAUGUACGACUGUUUCGCCAGAUGGCAGAUAUGUCGCUGUGGCCGGCAGAAGGGGUUUGGCGCACUACAGCAUCAAUAGCGGCAGAUGGAAGACGUUCGCCAACGAAGCAGCGGAGAACGAGUUUCAGGUGAAGGGGGGCAUGUGCUGGUACCAGAAUAUCCUAGUGGCCGCGGUUGAGGCCAAUAGAUCCUUUGAACUCCGCUUAUACUCCCGCGAGGCCUCCCUCGACAGCGGCACGAUGGCAUACUCACAUCAGAUAGCAGCACCCAUAGUCUUGAUCACUUCGACCGGGGAAGACUCGCUGCUCGUUUACACCUACGACAAUCUCCUCUACCAUUUCAUCUUUGCGCCCGUCUCCGGUUCUAUCAGGCUAAUUGAAGCGGGUCACAUUGCCUUUCACGGUAUUGUAAGGUCUCCUGCAAGAGUAAGGGGCCUGAGCUGGAUCCUGCCGGACCACCAGCUGCUCGAAGGGGAUCCCUCGCAGGAUGUGGCCCAUGCCUCGGUCCUGUUCCUGGUCGAUGGGAAGCUGGUCCUUCUCCGGCCUUCGGUCAGCGACAAUAAUCUCAAAUACGAUAUGCGCGUCAUUGUUCACAACGUCGAGUACUUCAUCAGCAUGAGAGAUCAGGUUCUCCCAACCGAAUCCACACAACAGCUGCUGGACUCUCCAACCCAGGGUAAUGCUAGCGAAAGCCUGCAAGACUCCCUAUGGAUAUUCGACGGCAGUGAGCUGAAAGCUUGGACUGAUGCGGAACCGGUUCUGAAGGCGAUAUCUGGCGAGUCAUCGCGAGAGUUGCCCCCAAUGGUCUCCAUACCCGUUGACUUCUAUCCACUUUCGACCCUUCUUCAAAAGGCAGUCGUGCUCGGCGUCGAGUCAGAUCUCAUCCAGCGCCGUGACAUUAGCUUCUCCUUUUUCCGCUUCUCGAUUAGGACACACCUAUUUUUACCCAAUAUCUUGCGAUCUUACCUGAUCGCAAACAAGUCUGCUGAAGCCUUGCGGCUGGCCCAGCAGCACGAGCACCUCGAGUACUUUGCUCAUGCACUCGAAGUCCUUCUGCACCAUGUUUUAGAUGAGGAAGUGGAUGCUAACCCCGCCCCUGCGCCCGAGCACGCAAUUCUCCCGCGGGUGCUCUCUCUCCUCUCAUCGUUCAGGCAAUACUUGGACAUUGUGGUGCAAUGUACUCGCAAGACAGAAGUGCGUUGUUGGCGCACCCUGUUUGCCUAUCUCCCUCCGCCACAAGAACUCUUUGAAGAGAGCCUCCAGCGUGGCAGUCUCAAGACGGCGGGCGGUUACCUUUUGAUUCUGCACACGUUCGACGAGUUGGUGACGGCGAGCGAGCAAAGCAUACGGUUGUUGGGUCGGGCCAUGGAGGAGGAGGACUGGCACUUGUGCAAGGAAUUGGCGCGGUUCCUCGCGGCGCUUGACGAGACUGGGGAUACUCUCCGAGAAGCAAUGGAUAUGGUCAACGUGCGAACACACCGAGGACGUGAAAUUGAUGAGGGAUCCGUCGGUAAUGGAUUUCCGGCGAGACUCGAAAUACCAUCCGGGGGUGUUUACGGCAACUAUUCCGACGGCGGCACUCCGGAAGCCAACGCAAGCCAGACGACAGGAAGCGUCUCGGACUAG